AUGUCUUCCCCGAAAUCCCGUGCUCAGUCUUCCUCUGUUCCAGUUCUUCCAGACUAUGUUACUGGGGCUGGAAUCGAUAGUCAUGCGAUAGAGGUUAGGAGCAAGCUCCAUCCUUUUGCCCAGAAAAACCUGGAUGAAAAUGUCCUCCAUUUAUUUGAAAACACCUUGGUGCUGGGGCCUCACUGGUUUGGCCCCGUUCCUCCCGAGAUGGCGGAGUUGAUGAAGAAGGAUGCUGAGGCCCCGCUAUGUUUCGAGAGCUCUUCUGCCCUGGCUUCUCAUUCUUGGGUCAGCAAGAAUUUGAGUCGUUCGUUCCCAUCCAGUGAGGUGAGAAAUAGUCCAAUCAAGUGGGCUGAUUGGAUUGACAGACUUCUUCCUCGAUUUGGGGCUCACUGGAAGCGGGCUGGAAUCCAUGACGCCAUUCUCCUAUCCAGGCAAUCUAUCAACAGGGAUGAGAAUCUGCUUGCUGCUGCUUUGUGCUUCUGGAACUCUGCCAGUAACACUUUUGAUUUCCGUAUAGGCCCCAUGGCUCCCACUCUGCUGGAUAUGGCCCAGAUUUUUGGUUUUAGGCCUCACGGAAGACCUGUUGAUGCCAUUGGUGAUUAUCACAGGAAGAAGGACCAGCAGAAGCUAGCCAAGCCAUUCACUAUUUCCCCAGCCUUGAUCAACCAGAAUUGCUCCUUCUCCAACUAUCUUAGAAAAUUUAGUGCUGAGAAGGACAAAGAUCAGCAGCAUAUGUUGUUUCUCCUGUAUUGGCUGAACAGGUUUAUUCUGCCCAAUCGUUCUUCUGCAGUUCUGCUUGAGUACAGACAUCUGGCAGAAGCUCUGCAUAAUCACACUGAUGUUGGCCUUGGACCUACAGUUCUGGCCCAUCUGUUCAAGAACCUGCAUACCGCUACUCUGGAGUAUCCGCUGAAUCUGUCUGCUCCUGGUGCCUUCUGGAUGAUUCAGAUCUGGCUGCAGGUCUAUUUUCCUGAGUUAAGGUAUCCAGACAUAGUUCUGCCUGAGAACCAAGUUCUGGCUCAACCGUUGCUGUCAGCAGAAGUCCCCAAGCGGUCAAUUGGUGAAUACCUGAUGAUGUUCAGGCAUUGUACCAAGAGGUCUGCAGCGCAGUGGCAGAUGGUGAUUAGGAGGACCUAUCCUUGGUUUCAGCCUGGACAUCGUCUGUUUGAGAAAGAGCCAGAAGAAGAAUCCGCCAGAACUGAUUUUAGGAAGAAGUUCCUGAGUGUGACCUUACCCAGGGAUCUGCCUCAUGGAGGGGGAAAGCCUCCAAAUUAUCAUUUGGGGGCGGAAGUCUACCAUCCCAACUUCUGUGCAAGGCAGCUUGGCUGUCCUCAGCUCAUACCCCUCAAGUCAUACAGAAGCUGCAAUCGGGGUUCUUCUUGGAGGGAUGCAGAUGACUUGGAGGUCCAUAAAGACGCCAGGUGUGCCGUGAACAAGAUUAACAACAGUGCAGAUGCCCUUUAUCCUUCCUGGGAAUUGAACUCCUGCAGUUCUGUGGAGUUUGAUGCUUGGUGGAAAGCCAGAUUCCGUGAUCUGCCUGCUUCUAGCACCGCACUUCAAGUCCUUUUUAAAGGCUGGGACAAUUGGAAUGUCCAUUCAGACGACGAGACUCACAGAUUCAUGGUGCAGACCAUCAAAGACAUCAACAUGCAAAUUAUAGAAGAUCCUUCUCUGACAAAGAAUAUAGGCAGUCAACCAGCCCAAAGCGGAGAGGUGUUUGUCAAUUCUGUCAUUGCUGCUGGAGAUCUGGAGUUGCCCUCCGGGGAUGGAGAGGAGGAAGAAGAAGAAGAAGAAGAGGGAGAUCAGGCAGAACAGACUCCUGUUGAGGCCACUUCUCCCGUCAGAAGAAAAGAAAAGAAACUGCCCAUUGGAGGUCCCUCUCCUCCUCUUACUAAGUCAAAAAGACUUAGAAAGAAGAUUGCAGAAGAAUACGUGGCCCCGGAGGGAACUGGGGCAGUUCCUACCACCACUUCCGGCACGGAUGAUGAUCUGAGAGAGGCUUUCGAAGCUGUGGAGCAAGAAAGGGAGCUGGAAGAGCUGGAAAAGGUAGGAGAGGAGCCCCAGGAGAAGGCCAAGUCAGUGGAGGAGGAGGAGGAAAUUCCUGCUGAGGUGAUAGCGGAGAGCAUUGCCUUGGCUCGGAAGCAGCAGGAAGAUAUAGGGGCAGGGCUGACCAACUCAGAGGUGGCCCUUUUUGAUGAUCCAGAGGCAGAACAUUCCACUGCCGCUCCAGCAGCUGAGGACCAAGUGGAACAAUCCGGAUCGGAGCCUGGGGAUCAGGCAGAACAAGUGGUUCCUACUCCUGAAAUUGUAGCAGGAGUGGCUGCUGCCGUUCCUGGGUUUGUGGUGGAAGCACAAAGAACUGCUGGGACUUUGGCGGUGAGGACCACCCCCUUUGCAGCCUCCGAUUGUUGCAGUUCAUCUGCCACGGCUUCUUUUGCUGACCCGGAGCUGGCAGAAUUUGAAGCCAUGGACCUAGAUGCCCAGCUGGAUAGGUUGGAAAAACUCAGCUCUCCUGUUGGUAAGACAAAGUCCAGGGCAGUGGAAGAAGCAAUGGAGAGACUGAAGAUCUGGCAGUCUGCUGAAUUGGAGCUGGAUGAGGAUAGAGAGGCCUUUGAUCAGUUGAUGAAGGAUCUGGAUCUGCUGCAUAGACAGAACAUGGCCCCAAGACCCAUUCUUGAGAUGAGUCUUGUCUUGGCAAGGGACGUGCUCAACCUUCACGACCGUUAUGAAGACCUGAAGCCUACCUUCGAAACCUCUGAGUUCUGCAAGGCCACUCAUGAAGCCAACUUGGCUGAUUUUGCAAAGCAGAAGGCAGAACUGGACCAGAUGGUUGCGGGGUAUAAAGAAGCCAAAGCUGCUGGGGAUAAAUUGGAAAAAGAGAUUGCAGAACUUCAAAAGCAGCUGGCAGAGCGUCGGGAAGUGCAGCACAGGCUCGGGGCUGGAUUGAGUUCUAAGACCAAGGCUACUUUCCUUGUGCAGAACAUGGUUGCAGCUUCUAGGCCUGCCCUGGAGAUUGCAGAAGCUUCAAUUCAUCAGGGUGUGCUGCUCCAAAAGGAACUUUCUACCAAGAAGACUAACCUGCAGGAGACUCUUAGAAAACUAGGAUUUUAA
This is a messenger RNA of Prunus armeniaca (apricot), 3111 nucleotides long. The record is from the annotation of a GenBank genome assembly. NCBI's taxonomy places the organism in Eukaryota, Viridiplantae, Streptophyta, Magnoliopsida, Rosales, Rosaceae.